GGAAGCGAUCUCUCAAGAAUUUGAACGAUUUUUUUGGACAAGGCUGUUCACUAUAAAUUAACUCUCCAUCGUGGAAGCUGUACAGUUGUUCAGUACAAACCAAGCAAUCAGCAAUAUGAAUUCUUUUGUUGUAGUCCUUCUUGCCGCUUUGGCCACCUCUCAAGCUAGUGUAAUCGCUAGCCAUGCCCAAAUCCUGCAAGGACCAAGCAGCAGAACUACCGUAAUUGGAAAUGACGGUAGCGCCAUUUCGGCCAUUGCCCCAGGAGGUUCCAUCAUCACCGAAGAACACCACGGAGUUGUCGCUCAUGCCGCUCAUGCCGCUCCUGCUGUGCUUGCCCAUGCCGCUCCCGCUGUUGUUGCCCAUGCUGCCCCUGCUGUAGUAGCUGCUCCCGCCGUUGUUGAAGCUCGUGCCGCUCCCGUUGCUGUGGCUCAUUCUGCCCAUUCCGUAGUUCACUCUGCUCCCGCCGUUGUGGCUCAUGCCGCCCCCGCCGUUGUAGCUCAUGCUGCCCCUGCUGUAGCUGUCGCCCACUCGGCCCCUGUUGCCGUUUCCCACUCUGAACAUUCCAUCGUCCACCAUGCUCCUGCUGUAGUAGCCCACGCUGCCCCCGCCGUUGUGGCCCAUGCUCCUGCUGUGGUUGAAGCCCGUGUUGCCCCCGUAGCUUUUGCCCAUUCUGCCCCUGUUGCUGUAGCCCACUCUGCACACUCUGUAGUCCAUUCUGCCCAUGCUGCUCCUGCUGUCGUAGCUCACGCUGCCCCUGCUGUUGUUGCACACCAUACCGCACACGCCGUUGCCGAUUCCGCUAUCGUCGGACCUUCUGGUAGCGUUGUCACCGGAAGAGCUCAUGUUGCUCCUGCUGUUGCUGUAGCUCAUGCUGCUCCUCUUGCUGUUGCUCAUCAUGUCCCUGUUGUUGCACAUUCUGCUCAUUCCGUUAUUGCACAUCAUUCAGCCCCAGUUGCCCGAGUUUGGUAAUUUGAACAAGUGUGGUCAGUAUAGUCGGAGAUUUUCCCGUUAAAUGGGAAAUAUCAAAGAUUAUCUUAUUUUUAUAAUGACAAGCUUGUUAACCUGAUGUUAAUUUAUGUUAAAUUAUUGUACUGAAAUUGUGUAUAAAUGUGUAAAAAUAAAUUGUUACUGAGCAUUA
This is a messenger RNA of Tribolium madens (black flour beetle), 1139 nucleotides long. Its product is annotated as cuticle protein 16.5-like. The coding region runs from base 116 to 970 and encodes 284 amino acids. Lineage: Eukaryota; Metazoa; Arthropoda; Insecta; Coleoptera; Tenebrionidae. The transcript has 2 exons. The record is from RefSeq and is a predicted model, not a curated record.